AUGAGUCAAAUCAAUAAAGUGUUGAUUGUUGGCGCAGGCAUAGCCGGUCUUUCCAUUGCAAUCGCCCUUCGCAAACGCGGUGUAGUGGUUGAGAUUUUUGAAAGAACGCCUGAGCUCAGUGAGGUCGGCGCAGCGAUCUCUGUAGCGCCCAAUUCUGCUCGGGUCCUGCUAUCCUUCGGUUUUGACCCAAAACGCUCUCGUGCCACUGACGCCGGGCCCCAAUAUGAAUAUAAUAAGGACGGUGUUGUUGUUGAUUCACUCGAUCUUCGGGAUAUUUUUGAGCUACUUCGAAUCGCAACCAGUGAUCGAGAUGAAAGCUGGGGUCCUCCAGCAAUGCUGAGACUCGGUUUUAAUAUUAUACGUGUGGACUGUGACAGUGGGGUCAUCGUCUCGGAUAAAGGUGAACGCUUCCAAGGUGACCUUAUUAUUGGGGCAGACGGAGUGAAAUCGGUUAUCAGGCAGGAAAUAACGGGAAGAAUGGACGAGCCCAGUGUUUACAGUGGCCACAGCGCAUUUCGUUCCCUGUAUAAUAUAGAAGAGCUUAAAGCCGAUCCGGAGCUCAGAGUAUUUGUGAACGAAAUCAAAAUGGAGGAUUGGGUUGGGAGAGAUGGGCGACGCUGUCUACUCUAUCCCUGUAGAGAUAAUACUCUUCUAAACCUUUUUGCGCCUGUGUUCUGGGAGGCGAGUCAAUCAGUUGAGAGCUGGCGCGCAAACGGAAAGGCUUCUGACCUUGCGGAAAAGUUCAAAGAAUUUCCGAAACCCCUUCAGAAACUUCUUUUAAAAGAUCCCAGUCCUGGAUUAUGGCAGAUUAGGGAUCGCAAUCCUGUGCACGGCUGGCACAAAGGCAAAGCUCUUUUAAUUGGCGAUGCAGCACAUCCCAUGCUUCCGCGUAUAGUUCACCGAUAUACGCCCCAGAUCUUAUCUCUUAUUAAUAUUUAUAUAGACCAAGGCCAAGGUGGCGCUCAAGCUAUUGAGGAUGCGGCCUCGUUACCUAUUUUCCUCCUUGACACUCCUCCAGAUAUGAGUUUAGCAGCCCGUCUACAGCGCUUUGAAGAAUUUCGCUAUCCCCGAGUCACUGCCAUACAAGAGCGCUCUCGGCAGCAAAAGGAAGGACCUAAACAGAGGGAGGGUAAACUUCCAAGCAUUGAAAUGUGGUCUCAGAUUGACAAGCAGGUGUCAUACAAUGUUGUCAGAGAAGCCAAGAAUGCAGUGCUUGAGCUGUCUGGGAGUAAAUAG
Molecule: messenger RNA, 1236 nt
Organism: Morchella importuna
Lineage: Eukaryota; Fungi; Ascomycota; Pezizomycetes; Pezizales; Morchellaceae
Exons: 5
Coding region: 1-1236 (411 amino acids)
Molecular function (GO): FAD binding; monooxygenase activity
Source: RefSeq, a predicted model, not a curated record